AGGUCGUCCACGUUUGAAGAGAGCAGCAGUAACAGCGGGUGAAAUGCAUGCUGGGAUAAGUAUAAUCUUAUAAAAUGCAGGUGGAGGUGGAGAGGAAGUUUGUGUGUGAUUCAGACAUCCAGCAGAAGUUGCAGCAGAUUGGAGCCGUGUGUUUGGGUCAGCGCGAGUUUAGGGAUCAGUACUUCGACUCGGACGACUUCACGUUAACGUUGAGAGAUUUCUGGCUGAGGAAGCGGGAUGCAUCGUGGGAACUCAAGCGACCGUCAGCGUCCCGGAGGAGCGUGGAGAGAAGCUCGGAGAGACUGUGCACCAACUACCGAGAGCUGACGGAUCCGCGCGAGAUUAAAGCAGAACUCACGGAGGUGAUGAGGACGGAGAGCUGUGCAGAUGAUGAAGAGUUUGAGUCCUGGCUGCAGCGCCUGACGCUGAAGUGCUUUGCGGAGUUCACCACCGUGAGGCGCUCGUACGCGCUGGGGGACGAAGGGGACGGGACCAGGGUCCGGGUGGACCUGGAUCAGGCUGAUUUCGGAUACUGCGUGGGCGAGAUCGAGGUGCUGGUUUCGGAUGGAGAGGACACGACUUUGGCGAUGCGGAGGAUAGAAGAGGCCGCCCUUAAAUUAGGUCUGGCGGGUGAGAAGAAGGUCCAGGGUAAGAUGGAGGUGUAUCUGAAGAGGUUUCACCCACAUCACUACACCCAGCUCCUCGACGCUCACGUACUUUAAUUCAGCUGUUAUUACCUGUUAUUACCGUAUAGUUAUAGUACAGUCGUCAGAAUCUGUGUUCACAUACUUUUUCUCCAGCCUGUAGCAUUCGGGAGGAUCCGUGUGUGGAAUAAAGAGAUGAACAGUAACA
Messenger RNA from Trichomycterus rosablanca, 852 nucleotides. RefSeq names its product thiamine triphosphatase (gene thtpa). The transcript has 4 exons. Bases 75 to 722 code for a protein of 215 amino acids. Lineage: Eukaryota; Metazoa; Chordata; Actinopteri; Siluriformes; Trichomycteridae. Gene Ontology annotation, biological process: thiamine diphosphate metabolic process; dephosphorylation; thiamine metabolic process. Gene Ontology annotation, molecular function: thiamine triphosphate phosphatase activity; magnesium ion binding. The record is from RefSeq and is a predicted model, not a curated record.